This is a messenger RNA of Doryrhamphus excisus (bluestripe pipefish), 3246 nucleotides long. It is a transcript of the gene sgpp1b, whose product is annotated as sphingosine-1-phosphate phosphatase 1b. Gene Ontology annotation, cellular component: endoplasmic reticulum membrane. The record is from RefSeq and is a predicted model, not a curated record. Gene Ontology annotation, biological process: sphingosine metabolic process. Gene Ontology annotation, molecular function: sphingosine-1-phosphate phosphatase activity. NCBI's taxonomy places the organism in Eukaryota, Metazoa, Chordata, Actinopteri, Syngnathiformes, Syngnathidae.
UCCUGUAAGGCAUCAAGGAAAGGCGGGUUGCUCGUGCAGUGGGCUGAGUGCUGUCAUUAGAAGAAGAGUCUCCAUUGAAGAGGUCGGUUUAAAGUCGGUACCUGAAUCAGGACGAACAAGAGCAAACAUCUUUGGUAUUUAUUGUAUUCAUUGUCGCUUAGACUUCUAAACCACAUGGUAGUUUUUGAUGCACACGUCUAUCCGCUUUAAGUCGCCAUAGUUGAAGACACUCGGCGCUGAUGCUGAUGCUAAUGCUAAUGCUAGCUAGCCUCCAUAGUCCACCGUGCGGCCAAAGUAGCCGAGCGACUGCUUCCUUUUUCGGCUGUGCGCUGACCACCGAGCCGUACGUCCAACAUGGAGAAAAGUAACCGCUUGUUGGAGCUCUCCCGCUUCCUCCAAGACCCACACCUCGUCGCUCGUUUCCAGCACAUUUGCGGAGUACGAGGGACGUUUACCAGGACGGCGGUCGGGGGAGGCAACGACAGGGAAGCGACGCCGAGCGAGACGCAAAACAACGGGGCUUGCUACCACCAGCUGGACCAGGACGAUGGGGGCGAGGCAGUGGAUGUGGACUUGGGGACAGCGGGGGUUCGGAAGAGAGAAAAGCACCGCGAGGAAGAUCCUCCCCACAAUGGCUCCCUGCCCACCAAGACACCAGCGGCCGGUGUGUCCGAUCACAGCGGGGCCAUGACGGAUGAAGCCGGGGCAGCCAGCAGGGUCAAGCCGCUUCGCAGGAACUCCUUGACGGGGGACGCCGGUCAAGAGUUUCUGAUCCAGAACCGCGUCUUCUACUACCUGUUCUCAUUCGGAACCGAACUGGGCAACGAAUUAUUUUACAUCACCUUCUUCCCCUUCCUGCUGUGGAACGUGGACGCCUUCGUGAGCCGGAGACUCAUCAUGGUGUGGGUGUGGGUCAUGUACCUGGGCCAGUGCACCAAGGACGUGAUCGGCUGGUCCAGACCCGCCUCGCCUCCCGUGGUCAAAAUGGAGGUGUUCUACAACUCGGAGUACAGCAUGCCGUCCACACACGCCAUGUCCGGCACCGCCAUCCCCUUCGCCCUCUUCAUCAUGACCUGCGAUCGCUGGCAGUACUCCUUCACGCUGGGCUUGGUUUUGGCUCUCUGUUGGUGUCUGCUGGUCUGCGUCAGUCGGAUCUACUUGGGGAUGCACUCGGUUCUGGACGUCAUUGUCGGCGUCUUCUACAGCGUCCUCAUUCUCCUCCUCUUCCUGCCGGCGAUGGACGCCAUCGACGACUUCGUCCUGACGUGCGUCCACGCCCCGCUGGUCAUCGUGUGCGUCCACCUGGGCCUGGGCCUGUUCUCCUUCACCCUGGACACGUGGAGCACAUCCCGGGGCGACACGGCUCAGAUCCUGGGCUCGGGUGGCGGCAUCGCCCUGGCCUCCCACGUCAACCACCGCCUGGGCCUGAUGGCGGACCCCCCGCCGGAGCGCCUUCCCCUCUCGCUGCCUGCCCUCAGCGGGGGCCUGGUGGGCACAGCCGCGCUGCGCUUCCUGCUGGGCGUGCUGGUCGUGGUGGCCACGCGGGCGCUGAUGAAAGCGCUGACCAUCCCGCUGGUGUGCCGCCUCCUGGCCAUCCCGGGCGGCGACAUGAGGAAGGCCAGGCAGCACGCCGAGGUGGAGCUUUCCUACCGCUACAUCGUCUACGGGACGGUGGGCUUCAACACGCUCUUCCUGGUGCCGCUCCUCUUCAGCUACCUGCCGCUCUGUUGACCACGUGACCUUCAUGCUCGACGUCUUCUCCAACAUCCUCAGCUCCUCUCUAGAAGACCACUACUGAUUCGCCAUGACGGAACACGGCAUCGGGUUCCCAGUGGACGUUUGCACGGGACACUCCAAGUAGAAGCUCGUCUUCUUCUUCGACGCAAACCAUUUUAGAGCCGCCAGAGGGCUUUGGAUGCAUAGCGCCUCGUUAGCUCUGUGAUCGAUUGCUCUUCCUGUUAGAAGAAACGCACAUGCAGGCACAUACCAUCUUUCAACUGUGGGAACUUUAAAGAGUUUUUGUCUCAUUUCCUACCUGAUGUACACUGUAAAAAAUUAAUUGUGUUCUUUCCACCGAUGUCAGAUGUUUACUCGAUGAAACGUCCUCACGCCCUCUUUCACACUGGCAUUACAAUCACAAUAUGUCCAUAAACGCCUCAAAUAGAAAUAUACAUAUUCUUAAAAAGCAAUAAAUAGUCAAUUGGGGCAAGUGGGGAGUUUCUUGAUCACCUCCUGUAGCCUUGCUGCCCGUGAUGGCACAUUAUUCUCACUCAGCCUUCAACGUGACGAAGACCAUGUCACGUGUUUUUAAAACUAUUAUAAACGACGUUGUACCGGCAGGGUGGCUUUUUUGUAUUCGAAAUCCUUAAAAACUGCGUGUAGUGUUGACAUUUCAUUGCUCCUCCAGUUUGUUUCCUCCGGCAAUCACAUGACUUGUCUGUGCGGUUUGCUGUUAACGGCACACAGGAAACUUCCAUAAAGGUCAAGAACACGACCCUUCCUUUUCGUCACUAAAAAUGUUAAGAAACGUGACCAAAUACGGCGGCGAAACCGCCAGCAGAGCUCGACUCUGCCCUCUAGUGCCUUGCGAGGUCAUGACACGGUAUUUCAUGUUGCCAUUUGCACUUUGCUGCUCCUCAAGUUAGAAACUCAAGAAACCACAUUUGACUUUCUGAAUGUUCAUGUCGGGGGUGUCCACACAUUUUAUUAUGAGGGUCGUAUGGAUAAACAAAUUCACAUUUGGGACCACUACAUUAAAGAUGCUAAAAAAAAUCCCAUGUUGGUCGGUAUAUGCUAACAUAGCAUCUCGGCUUUGUAUUAAUGUGACAAUACAAAUUAUUAAUGUCAUAUCUCAUUGGUAAUUUAUUCAUUUACUGUAUUUUCUGGACUAUAAGUCGCUCCAGAGUAUAAGUUGCACAAGGCCAAAAAUGCAUAAUUAGGUAGAAAAAACCAUACAUAAGUCGCUCUGGAGUAUAAGUCACAGGAACAGCCAACCUAUGAAAAAAAAGUGCCACUAUAGUCCGGAAAAUACUGUAAUUCUAUAAUAUGACGAGGGUGAAGAAAUUCCCCCCGGGGCCACACUUUGGACACCACUGGUUUAUGUGUCGUGUUAGGAGUUGGUUGACUGGUGUCCUGAUGUUGGACUCGUUUGAGGACCUUGUAUGAAGAUUGACUUGACUAUUUUUGUAUAUAGAUGAGAUGUUUUCAGCCAAAUGGACUCAAAUAAAUCAAAUAAAAUUCAUCAUU